Molecule: messenger RNA, 1521 nt
Organism: Fusarium falciforme
Lineage: Eukaryota; Fungi; Ascomycota; Sordariomycetes; Hypocreales; Nectriaceae
Exons: 2
Coding region: 1-1521 (506 amino acids)
Source: RefSeq, a predicted model, not a curated record
AUGGGGUCAUUGCCAGAUACACUGCUCGUGGCAGACCUGAAGGCACUUACUGGGGCCAUAUCGUUUCAUGACCUGGAGUCCUGUACGCAACAGGGCACAUCGAUCAUCUCCGGAUUCCACUAUACACGACAUGAACCCAGUCGGCCCCACGACGGUGAAGGUCACCCCAAAUACGCGAAAGCCGUCAUCAGAGGGAGCCAAGUAGCAAGAAAAGCUGCCGAGAUUUUCAAUGAUCUAGGGCAAGGGGGGGCAGCCUCCAUAACGAUCACAUCCAGCGGCCUCGUCGGAGGGCCUCCUUGCGAGGGACAUGCUCUGAACGUCGAGGGGAUAACCUUUUUCGUCAAGACUGUUUUCCAUUUUCCGUCUUCCCUUGGCAAGACUGGCGAUAAAGUCUCGACCCAAUAUCUGCACUUUUCGAGCCCAACAACACAGAUUGUACCCCAAGGCCUCUCGGACAAGCGUGACAAGUUCGGCUUGCAAGACCUCACCAUCGUCUCCGGCGUAUGCCUCUUUUCCAUGAAAACAAUUCUUUCAAGCAUCAGCAAGGCCCAGAGAAUCCAUGUCAAGAAGCUACAGGCGGGGCCUGCGCUGUAUGAGAUGGAAUACAUUGCUCGCAGCGCGCCCGUCAUCGCGGACUUGGCGGCUCUGCUUGGUGCAAACGUACGCCGCAAGACACAUGACGACGAUCUUGUUGUGGCCCACCAGGGGCUGAAUCUACGCCUGGAUGUCCCAAGCUUCCACUACUAUCAGUCCGUCGACGAUUGCUUGCAGAGUGGCUCUUGCACCUUUCAAGAGGCCUUGGAGUGGUUGAACGCGGUCAAGAAGCGUCAUGAACAGAUCUCGCACGUGUUCCGCGGCUACAUUAACUACGAGCUAUCGAAGAGAUGUUCUUCCGCCGAGGCAUUGAAUAUCAAGGUUUCUCCAGGUGCCGAUCUGGUGUGUUCCAUUAUCCGUCAUUCCUUGGAAAUGGAGCCCGCUUGGGCAAGCUUCUAUCGACUGGUUCCGGAAAAGGAGAGACCCCACGAUUUCCGAUCUCUUGGGUAUCUAUUCUAUGUCUUCCAGGUGGUCCGGCAGGCUCUCGUCGGCAACGAGGCGUGUGGGCAUGGACAUGGGAUUCCCUCGAAGAAUGGGGACAAACCAGCAAGAUUAUUGAUCAGCGUCGAUGAUGGCAUCGAGCGUCGAGUGUAUUCCCGGGCACAGAAGAUCCUGAAAAAGAUGAGGGCAUCGUCUGAGUACCCUGUUCCAUCAACCCUGCUGGAAGUGUACCUUUGCCGACGUGUUUUUAUCGACGGCAACGAGAAGGGGUCAAAUCUAUAUCUAGACGACCCAUCCCCCGAGCCUAUGGGCAACACCGUGAACAAGAGUGUCUAUCGAACCGUUGACGGAUACUCUGACACCUUUCAAUGCCCUCACUCAAAGUCGCUCGGGAUGAAGAGUUUGGCGGUGGUUGAGAAACUCUACGGCGUGGACACUGCCGCUGUCCUACGCCAACUCUGUGCGGAGGCUGGCCUCUGCCCUUAG